Messenger RNA from Rubroshorea leprosula, 1131 nucleotides. The record is from the annotation of a GenBank genome assembly. NCBI's taxonomy places the organism in Eukaryota, Viridiplantae, Streptophyta, Magnoliopsida, Malvales, Dipterocarpaceae.
AUUUAAGUAAGGAUUAAAUUGUGAGAAAAUAUUGUUUUGGGUCUAAUAGCCAACAUUCCUAAACUUGAGGGACUUAAAAGAGGAGAAUUUGGAUAAGGAUGGCUUAUUUCUUUUCUCCCUUUUCCUCUUUCUUCUCCAGCCCGUUUCUGCUCUUCUUGUUUCUCGCUGCACCCGAAAGAAAAAAAAAAAAAGAGGAACCCAGCCAUGCCUUGGAAAAUUGGUGAGAAAGCUUGGUUUUUGGCCUUUUUUUCUUGUCCAAGAACCUGAUUUGGAACCCAGAAAUGUUCCCCCCUUGCUGGAAAAACCGGAUCUGCUGCUGCUCUACUCCUCACCGCCGGCUGUUCCUUGCUUGUGAGUGCGAAUUGUCUUGAUUUUCUGAAUUUUCUGCAAUUGCCGCCGGCUCCCUCACCAGCCAUGCCCGGUUUUUGCAGCUGGAAAAUCUGGUAUGUUGACAGCUAUAAGCUUGAAAUUUUAUCAGUUAUUUGCUGCCCUGUGUGUGUCCGAAAAUCUGCAGAAAAAUGGGGGAAUUCCGGUAGCUUUAGGACCAUGAUUUAGCUUAAUUGAAGUGGGAUUUAUGUGAUUGAGUGUUAAUUGCUUGUGAUUUUUGGAGAGAAAAUCCUGUGGAAUUAGCUAGUGUUUUGGCCAAUUUGUGAAAGUCGGGGUUACUGUUCACGUCAGGGUCACUGUUCACCGGCACUGUUCACACCCCGAGGGCCAACAAUUAACGGGGAUUUAAAUGAUUAGUUUGUGAUAUAAGAAUGAAUUUGGAGAUAUUUGAUCAUGUGGAAAUUGAUAAGAAUAGUAUCGUGAUUAGGGAUUAGUCAUGAUGAUUUCAGUUUGAACUUGUGAUAGUCUGGUAUUGAUUCUCGGAUGUUUUGAUUAGGUUCCCGAUCGUUCUGUCAGUUAGCAUUGAGAUUGAGUGCUCGGUUUUAUGCGAGUGAGGUAAGUAAAUUUAUGGUAAUGCCCGUACUGUUUUUAAAAGCAUAUUUUGAUUUGUUUUUUUGAAGUGGUGGCGGGACUAAACCCGUUAUAUACAAGCAUGACUGAUUUGAAGCGAAAUUUUUAUGUUUUCAUUAAAUUGAGCAUGCCUACUUGGAAUUUAAGUGACUAUCCUGAUGAUCUGAAAGUGAU